CAUUGUCUGUCUCCAGAGAAACGGUAAACAGCAGCUCUCAUUAUGCAAGGGAAAGUGAAGAACUCAGUUUAAACAACUGCCAAUGUCAGCACUGCUUCCUUAAAAGACAUCAUAAAGCAUGUAUAUUACAUGACUUCAGAGCACAACAACAACGCUGGUAUAUAAAUCAUAUCACACUAUAAAUGACCAAAAAAAAAGGCUGAUUAAAAAGAUCUGAAGAACUUCAAAAUGGAAAGAGAGCAGGAGGCUCAUGGGAAAUCAUCAGCCAGCAGUUCAAAUGAAAGUGCUGCUGUUAGAUCUGAGAAGAAAGAAGAAACUUCUGAGACUAAUCCCGAAAAAAACAAUAGCCAAGGUAGAAGCAUUAGUGUUUCUAGCAGUUUCCAUGAGGAAAAUUGUGCAGUUCAAGGUAGCACACACUUUCCUAGAAUACUGCAAGGCUUUAAAAGAGAAGAUUCCUUUCCUAGUUCAUCUGAUGUAUCUAUCUGUGAAAUCAAUUCUCUUGCAAGUUCAGAGUUUGAAUUGUUUAAUAAUGCAUCUAGAAAUUCUUCCCUUUCCUCAAAUGAAGGAAGCUGGGCUUCUGAAAGCUGCUUCAAGGAAACAGAUUCAAUUCUGUUCUCAGUUCUUGAAGACCUUACAGAUAUGCAUAUUCUUGCAGCAACAGAGUUUAAUGAAGAUUUCUUGAAACUAAUGGAACCUUUUGAAGAUACUCUUUCUACUAUUGGACCACCUAAAAUUCUAGCAUAUAAACAAGAAUCUGUGACAAAAGUCAGUCGGCCUCUAGAUGUAAUACCACAGAGUUGGGAAAAUCCUGCUCAUGGCGCUGUUUGUGAAUUUUGUGGACAGCAAACAAUACCAUUUUCUGCAAUUGGACAACUAAAAACUACAGACACAAAAAUGCAAUUUUGCUGCAAGGAAUAUGAAAACCUAGUUGAGUUUGUCAUUAAGGAACAAGAACACCUAUCUUAUACAAAAGAUGUAGAGAAAAUUUCUGUAGCAGCUCACCCACCCCACGGUAGCCAGUCUGAAAGGGAAAGAGCAAGACAAAGAACAGCACAAAGACUGCGUGAAAGAGAAAUGGAAAAAUAUUAUUCACUAUUGGACUCAGAUCCCAGCCUUUUUGCAUAUUCAAAUCAGUUGAAAGUAAUUUCUUAUCAACUGUCAAAUGCCCCACCUGCACAAGGCAGCUGGGCAACUGUACCACCAGCAACAGAUAGUCAUGAAGAAGAGGAUGAAGAAGAAAAUGAGUUCUUCAUACCAUGUGAUGAUGCUGAAGAUACUUGUAAAACAGCUGCAUCAGCACAGUUCCUUGAGAAGUUCUACAAGAAUGGCAACACUUUUCUCACUAAAUUUCCAGAUGGUUCUGCACAAGUGUUAUAUCCAUCUGGAAAUGUAGCUGUGAUUGUACUUCGGACAGAACAGGGACAUAUUACAUGCAUAGUACUGGAAGACAAAGCCAGCGAUGCUGCAAUCCAAGCUGUGAUAGAUUCGAGUGGAAAAGGUACUUGUUAUCAUCCAAAUGGAGUAGUAUGGGUAAGUUUUGAUGCUUUCGGUGGACUUUAUUCUGAUGAAAAAGGUAACCGAAUAAAGAGAUGGAUGUGGAAGAGUGAAGUCAGUUCAGCACAAUAUGCUCCAUUUAAACCCAUCUUUUUAUCCCUGAACUAUAAUAUUGGCUUCAGGAUUCUGCAAAAGGACAAAAUAUUUGUGAAUUUCCUUGCAAUGGGAAAACAAGCAAAAUUCAGUUUUGGAUCAAGGUUUCAGAUGAAAACGUCUGCUGUUCAACCAGAUGGAAACAGUUAUGUACUGGAAGAUGAUUUAAUACUGCUUGCCAUAAAAAUAAAGGCUCUAAAGAUAUUAAACAAAAUACAUGGGAUUUUAAUGUUUCCUUCAAGCAAGCAUUGGGACAGACUUAAACUUCCAUUAUAUCUUGCAACUCAAACUGAAAAGCUCUUGAAUCUGUGCAAGAACACAAAAGUAGAAAAAGACAUAAGUGCUAUAAUUCAGUACUCAGCAGAGGAGUAUGUCUAACAUUUUGAGUUCCAAGUGAUAAAAAGGAACAUUUGAGGAAUUAUAAAUUAAAUUUUGUAACAGCACAUCAUGGUGAUAAUAUUAAAACCUUAUGUCCUGAGUCAUUGAACAAAACAAGAUGCCAGAAACCAUGUACAUUAUUUUUAUCAACUUAUCAACAACAGCACCAGAUAUAAUGUCCAUCUUACAGGCAGCAUCAUUCAGUGCCUAUCUCCACACACUUGAAACUUUUUCAGGUUGCAUCUCUCUAUGUUUACCUGAUGCUCUAGAAAUGUAAGAAAUUAACUUUCAUCAUAUCUUAUUGUGUUUCUAUUUUGACUGCCCUAAUGCUAAGCUAAUAGUUCAUGAAUUUUGAGUAUGCUGAUUUGCAUGUGUGCGUGUGCGUGAGCGUGCCAGAAGUAUGCAUACACACAUGAGUAUGUGCCUGUGUGUGAGUGCGUGUUUAUUUUGUUUUUGAGUAGUUAUUGUGUGUUUAUUUUGUGUUUCACUUAUUAUUACUUGUUCAUGGCCAUGCAAAGUAAACAAGUUUUCAUGGCUAAGUAUAAGACUGCAUGUACAGUUUCACUCCAAGUUCAUUUCCAUGCAAAGUGAAGGACUGUGGCACCAAAUCUAUAUGGAGUUAUCUGAUUUAGAAUACAUAAUCUUCAAAUAAAAAUCUGUCAUCAUGAAGCUGCCAUGCUGCAUGAAGAAUUUCAAACACAUCUGGUUAUAUCUGAAUGUAAAACUCUCAAGAGUUUCUCUACCCACCAGCAACCAGUGGGUAGAACAAUCAGAUUUUAUUUCUUCUUACAGUGCAUCACAUAUCUAGUUUUCAGUAUUUGUACAGGCCGCUCCAGUAUUUUUAUAUUUGUUCUAUAAAUGGGUAAGUCUCUAUACAUAUAUUCAAGUUUGGUUGCUAGCUCUAACCUUGACAGUGCAUUGGAGAGGAUCAUGGGAAUUGUAGUUUAUUCUCCUGAAUGUAGCUUACUCAGAGCAAAUACCUCUGUUGUAGCAUUAUUUGAGCAAAAUGAUUUUUACACUGUACAGUAACUGCUGUAAUACAGAAAAUCACUACAAGAUUAUUAGAGUGCUACAUAUACAGAAGCACUCUUACCACAUAUUAUUCAACAUUGUCAUUGUCACUGGAUAUGUAAAUAAUUCCUUAUAACAUACUUCCUAAGCUAAUGGUACCUGAUAACCAACUAUGACCUGUAGACUGCAUUUUCUAAUAAACUAAGAUUGACUUUGGCAUCACUGCAUUAUAAAUGUUGCUGCAAAUGUAUAACUUGCCACACCAAAAGUUUAUAUCCUUAUUUGUUGUAUUGUGUGUAGCAUGUACCAAAAAAAUGCAAAUUAUGUUGUCAUGUUUUUAAAUAUUGGAUCAAGAAUAUGGUCAAAAACAGUCCUAUGUGAGCAUAGGAUGCUUCAUCGAAUAAAUAGAAAUAGAAGUAAAUAAAUAAUUACUAUGGUCAGUGGCAAAACUAAACCAAAUACUAACAAAGACCUAUUAAAUAAGAAGGCCUAAAUUAAUCAGUAGAAGAUAAAGCCAUACUACUUAUCUCAAACAGAUAUGCAGAUGACUAAAAAGAAAUGAAGUGAUUUAUUAACUUUUUUCUUUUUCUUUUUUGCCUUAUAAAUCUAAUCGCCUUCUUCAGCGUGUUUCUAAUGCCAAGUUUGUUUGGAGAAAGUAUAGUAGGUUUAAGAAUCAUCACCUUAUUUAAGCAAAAAAAUUCUCUAGGUUUUAAAUAAUUGUUGCUCUGAUGUUAUUACUAUAAUGAAGAGUUUGCUGUACAAAUUAAGAACGCUGUUUUUCUUCACUGCAAUAGUUACUUGCAAACAUCCAUGCUGAGUGAGCGAUAUAUAAGAAACCAGAAGAAGGAGUGAAAUAAAGGAUACUUACAUUAAGUUUUAAUCCUAAAUGUAGAUGCAUACAUUUCACUUCAUGUUACAACUGUGAAACAAUUCAGUACGUAUAGAUAUAUAAUGGCACAAUGACAGGCCUUGUAUUUAAACAAUUCUAAUUAAUUUACAGUUAAACUUCUGGUGGUAUUGGAAGACCCACCAUACAGUGCAGGAGACAUGCUGUGUUGUUCUAGGUGUUACUUAAAGACCGUUGAACAGUACAGUAUAUGGUAAAUUCAGUCAGACAUAUUUGUGUCUGAUGUUUGGCAUUCAUGUGACCAGUUCAACAAGGCUUGGACUAAAUUUAUGUGCAAGCUUAAGUGAAUUUUACUGCAUACCUGCUCAAGCUUGAGUAUACUUAAUCCAUGAAAGUCACAAGCAACUGCACAAAUUACUCUGGUCCAUUCAGUUUAAAACAAGAGUGUGCUACGUGGUGAUGUAGGGUAUGCAUUACAUUUUAAAAUACAAGCAUCUAGUGUCAUCACCAUUUGUUGCAAUGACAAAAUAUUUUAAUUACUUUUACUGUUUUGUUUGAACUGAACUGAACAAAGGUGGGCUACCACCCACAACUCUGAGCUGAGAUACCAGAGUGUAAACUAAAAUUGACUGUUUAUACUGCAUUUGUCUGUCUUUCUGUGCCUAUUAAAUCAUAUUUUACUGUUGUUUUCACUGUU
Protopterus annectens (West African lungfish) is the source of this 4580-nucleotide messenger RNA. RefSeq names its product glutamate rich 6 (gene ERICH6). Lineage: Eukaryota; Metazoa; Chordata; Ceratodontiformes; Protopteridae. The record is from RefSeq and is a predicted model, not a curated record. The coding region runs from base 229 to 2025 and encodes 598 amino acids. The transcript is spliced from 13 exons.